AUGGCUUCCCCUGCGAUCUCACGCAAAGCCCGUAAACAAAAUUUCAGCGCGUCCGAAAUAGCCACCUUAACGGAAAAAGUAGAGGAAAACCUUUCCAUUAUACAAAGUAAACUUACGAACAGCGUCACAAACCAAAAAAAAAAUGAAAUAUGGUGUAAAAUCGCGGAUGCUGUCAACGCCGUAGGAGUUGCUCGGAGGACGACUACCGAGGUCAGAGAAAAAUGGAAAAAUCUACACGCACAGGCCAAAAAAAAGAGUUCACAGAACUGGCCAAAGAGCAGAAAAAAAACUGGAGGAGGUGAAGCUCCGAAGAUGCCGUCGGCGGCAACUGCUAAAAUCAUUGACCUUUUCAAAGAAACCCCAUCAUUCACCGGCCUCGAGGGUUUCGAGUCGAAAGGUGAGAAUUAACAUCCACUGUUGUUUAAAACUUGAACUUCUUAUUACCUUAAGAAUGCAUAAGUUAUUUCAUUGUUUACAGGAAACAAGACAAAUUUUCGGUUCAUAAUUUCCGCUACAUGAACGACAGCUUCAGAAGUCACUUUCUUUAUUAGCUUUGAUUAUCAUAUUUGUUACACUAUUUGUCACGCAACCCACGGCGAGCACAAAAAAAUAACAAAUAUUCCUAAAACUGCAGAAGCUUUGAGUAAAAGCUUUUAGACUUACCAUUUCUUCAAGACUCCCUCAAAGUUUCCUAGAAAGAGACCUGUCUUGAACUGAACAGCCAGUACUUUCAGUGAAUUUAGAUCAGUCAUUUCGGUCAUGAUUUACUUUGAACCUUUGAACUGAUGACAAGUAAUUUUAAACAAGAGGUCACUUUUUUUUUACCGUUAUAUGUGGGAUGUUUUUUUAAGGCCCUGAAGCAAACCAGCCUACGGAAGUAGCUGCUCAAUUGGAAACAAUUGAGGUGAAUGAAGACCUGUUUAAAGAACUCCAAGAAGCUGUGCAGCAAGAUGAAGCCAACACCCACGAAAUCGAUGAUGAAGUGGUCAAUACACCGAAAGAAGAAAAUCAUCAUAAAAAAAAAAAGUAAAAAAAAAGAACACAAGACGACGUUCUCGAGGCCCAGUACAAAGCAUUAAUUCUAAAGCAGGAAAAUCUUAAGCUAAAAAAAGAGAAAUUGGAGUUGGAAGUGUUCCUUUUGGAACAAAGAUCAUGUUCUAUACCUACUGUGUCUAUAAAUUUAAGUCCAUGA
This is a messenger RNA of Pocillopora meandrina, 1192 nucleotides long. NCBI's taxonomy places the organism in Eukaryota, Metazoa, Cnidaria, Anthozoa, Scleractinia, Pocilloporidae. The record is from the annotation of a GenBank genome assembly.